GCAUGAAUCAUAUACAAUGAUUUAAGUAGAAAUUAAUUGUUUCUUCAAAUUCUUAAUGAUUUAAUUACGUUAAUGAUCACAAACCCACUAUAAAUAAGCUCUUACUGUGUGCACUUCUCUUGGCAUAACAAAGAAAGAACAGCCAUUGAUACCUGAUCACUAGUGUCACUCAAAGAAUAGGCCUCUCUUUGUUUUUCAUCUCUUAAUUUCUGAUCUACCAGGAAAACAAAAGAGAGAAAAUUGUUAAACGGUUCUUUUCUUUUUUUUAGUCAAAGAUAUCUCUGUUCUUUUUCAGGAAUGUCGAUGAUUCCAGGUGGUUUCAAUGCAAAUACUCUCUUCAGUUCAUCAAGCAAUUUCAGCAAUCAGUUCAACAUUACUGAUCCUCUCUCUGUUACAAUGUACUGGCAAGAAACAGCCUUUGUCAUCACUGCCAAUGUGCAAGUGUUCAGGACUGAAGAUGUGAGGGUUGAGAUCAGGGGCAGAAACGUGGUGCUGAAAAUAGGUGGUGGCCGUCAGAACUGUGGAUGCAUAAAGAGCUGCCAAUUGCCAAGCAAUGUUAAUGUGGACAUGACCACCACUUCAAUCAACAAUGGAGUUCUCUUUGUUAAGGUCCCAACAGUGGAAAAUGAACCAAGGAAACAUAAUCCUCCUGUUGUUGCUAAUGCCUAUAGACGCCGCCGCAGCUUCUUCUGCUAGCUUAGCUUAGCUUAGGUUUCAAUAAUUCUUUGCUUUGGCUGUGAAAAUUAGGUGUUUUCAACUAUAUAUAGUCAUGUAGAUUGUGCCAUUUUAUGCUUAGUUAAAUGGCAUUAUUAAGUGGAAUGUUUUGGUAUUUGAGGAUGUGAGUAGCAAUGAUUUAUUUCUCUUAAAAUUUCAAUAUAUGAAAAUUAAAUAGUUU
Messenger RNA from Ricinus communis (castor bean), 895 nucleotides. Its product is annotated as 17.6 kDa class I heat shock protein 1. The coding region runs from base 298 to 696 and encodes 132 amino acids. The record is from RefSeq and is a predicted model, not a curated record. Lineage: Eukaryota; Viridiplantae; Streptophyta; Magnoliopsida; Malpighiales; Euphorbiaceae. The transcript is spliced from 2 exons.